AUGUCUCCAGCCUCCCCCGGGAUCUGGGAGAAGUUCUCCUGGAGGUGUGUGUUGAAGACCCCACUGACAGAGGGCUCCACCAGACGUUCCCAACAGACCCUCACACACAGAAAUCUAAUAACAGAACACCGCUCAGGUUCAGAUCAGGGAGGCCAUUCUUCCCAGUCGCCCACUUCAGGUGUCACUGUCAUUGCCCACGUGGGCAUUGAAAUCCCCCAAUACAACGACAGAGUCCCCAGUCGGUGCACUGCCCUGUACCCAGUUCAUGGGAGGACGGCCUCACGUUGCUCUUUCGGGCUGAACCCAGGCAGACCCCGUGUGGAGAGGCCUGGCCACCAGGUGCUUGCUCUCGAGCAUCCACCCCAGGCCUGGCUCCUGGAUGGGUCCCCGAUGGAGGAGUGUUUGGCGCAGGCGGGAAUAGCACCGUCGCUCCAACAUUUGGGUGGGUCGGUGGGCGGACUGGACUGGAACCCACUCCUCCGUGCCGUGUUUCUGGGUCGGCUGCGUUUGACCCGCCUGCUGCUGGAGGGUGGGGCUUAUGUAAAUGAGAGCGAUGGUUUAGGCCGCACCCCCCUCAUGGUCGCCGUUCUCACACCGCACAGAGACGCCCAGAGUGCCCCACGCCACAGGAUGGUCCGGUACCUCCUUGAAUGCGGUGCAGACCCGAACAUUCAGGAUAAGUUCGGUAGAACAGCUCUGGUCCACGCGGUUUUGGCGGGAGUCGAACCGCAGAUCGUGGCAUUGCUCGUGGGCAGUGGUGGUGACCCCGCCCUCCCCGACCAUGAUGGAGGCUCUGCCCUCGUGCACGCCGUCCGCUCGGGCCACCGCCACACACUCCGCCUCCUAGUGGACGCCUGCCGAGCCACAGGCAAAGAGGUCAUCAUCAUCACCUCUGACCUCCCCCCCGGCAACAAGGUUAAACAGGUGGUAAGGGCCCCAUCCCUAUCCUCUGAUCUAUGGUUGGAUCAGUACCGCUCUCCGCCACAGGGGGCAUCAACGAGUCCAAGCCCUCAGCCUGGGAGCCCUCUGUUGGAGGCACAUGGUACUGCAGCGCGCUCAGAUUUUCCCGAGGCUCCGCCCCUUCAGCGCCGCCUCUGCACCGAGGAUGACACAAAAAGGCGGCCAUUUUGUCGGCGCCACAGCAUGGAUGUAAGAGACGGUGUUCUGAGUCCACUCCAGUCCUCAGGCCACGCCCACAGAAGGCGGGCUUUAGGGAGGAAGAUGUCGUACGACAGCGCCACCUCUUCGCCUCACUCUGCAUCGCACCCAGACCUCCACCAGGAGGCGGGCACAUCGUCCACAGCCGGCUCGGGCAAAGCCAGACACGUGAUCCAACUGCGCCGUUCUGACCACUACAGCUCCGACUCCCAGCUGCAGUUUGGCCACGCCCCCGGAGCACAAGAGCGUCGCAAACUCACGUCGCCACGGGAGAUGGAGGAGAGCAGAGCACCCUUUGAACGCAGAAGUUCCGGAGCGCUACUGUCUGAUCACAUCGCCCACACACGACCCGGGUAUCUGCCCCCGCUCAACCCGCAUGUGCCCAUCCCACACAUCGGGGUCAGCGCUGGGGUCUGCUCUGGGGUCACAGGGGUUAACUCUGCGGUCAGCUCUGCGGUCACAAAAUCGGCGUUUCUGAGUGCGCCAAGUUUUCCCAAAGAUCUGAACCUGAAGAAGACGCUGUGGAGACGCCACUCGAUGCAGAGCGACCAGAUCAAAGAGCUGUCACUCUGAGGGGGGAGCGUCUGACCGUAGACUGUAUAUAUAAAUGGCCAUAGCUAACCCGUUAGCAGAUGCGUUCCAAACAGGAAGUG
Periophthalmus magnuspinnatus is the source of this 1811-nucleotide messenger RNA. RefSeq names its product ankyrin repeat domain-containing protein 34B. NCBI's taxonomy places the organism in Eukaryota, Metazoa, Chordata, Actinopteri, Gobiiformes, Gobiidae. Bases 1 to 1731 code for a protein of 576 amino acids. The transcript is spliced from 7 exons. Gene Ontology annotation, molecular function: protein binding. The record is from RefSeq and is a predicted model, not a curated record.